AUGCCGAGCAGGAAAACAAGAGCCCUUCCAAGGUUUGACACCAAUAGACUACUGAACAAUAACAACUUUGUAGCAGACACGGGAUUCACGCACAUCCCGGAAAUCAAUGGAAGCCUGACUCGAAUUCAGGGAAAUGUCGCCAUUAAAUCGGUUAUAAGACAAAUUCCAGAUUUUAUAGCAAUGAAUCCAUAUGCAAUGUUUAGACAUGUUGAUGACAAUGAUAAUGUUUUCGUGGAAAUGCCCUCAGAUCCUGUUUAUGAAGAGCUGCGGGUUGAUAUAAAUGGCAAGGAUUUUCAAUCCGAUCGCGGGUCAUCUGUUCCUCAUCGAAAACUGCCCCGACAUCGAACCCCUCGCAUACAAAAUAAACAGAGACACUCAAAGGAGCAAUUCCAGAAUUAUACAAAAGUUUACAGCCACCAGAAUGGUAAAACAGAGUACCUCAAUAAUGGAUACAUACAUCUUAAUGACUUCAGUGCAGAAAAGUCUAGUCAACAGGGACGAUCACUUGACGAAAUACCUGCUCAGAACCGUCAACAAUUACUUCCCAUUAAAAAGGUUCCCGCACCAAGGACUUCUGAUUCACCAGUGUCAACUUGUUCACAGAAACUGUCUGAGCCCUCUUACUGCAGCUCGAUAUCAGAAAUUGGCAUCAAGAGUGGCUAUCAAGAUGUAUCAAGUAAACAAAACCAUGUUGUAGUAUAUGAAGAUUUUGGAGAAUAUAUUGAGAUGACAUCUCCAAUGUCAGUACAGAAAGAAAACACCCUAAGACGUUUACCAAUAGAAAAGAGAGAGAUCUUAAGAAAACAGCGGCCUAAAGAAUCCGGAUUCGCAGUACAGUAUUACGUACAACAGUUAAAGACGGUCAUACAGACACCAACGCUAGAGUCACUGACCCCGCUCACUGAACUACUGCGGCAACUAAAAACAGACCUGAAGAAUUCCCCUGCCAGCUUCAUCCAAGAGUUUAUAUUUUCCCCAAAUGAUGGUAUUGCGAUAUUAGCUGAUGUGUUAAAUGUGCUCACACAGGACACCUCUCUCGAUUCGCUCUCAGUAAGCAGCAACAUGAAAAGAGCUUCGACCGAAGAGCUAAACUGUCUCCUCUGCAUCAAGUUUGCGUGUAAAGUCAAGACUGAAUGUAUGAAGUUUUUGAAUAAGUUGGUAUCUAUGACAGAGGGAGCAAAUGCCAUAAUAUUCCUGCAACAAGAGAUGACACAUGCAGGAUUUGACGUAGAUGCCUUACAAAAGAAUGCAAUAGGAGAUGGGUAUGAAUUUGAUGCACUUCAAACUGAAAUUGAUCAAUGGAAGAAGCAUUAUAUGAAUGUAGACACGAUCCAAGUUGAUCUGAUGACUAUGGAAGGCAGAAGCAAACUUCUAAGAGAUGAAGUAAAUCUGCUGCAGAAGAAACUAAAGACAGCAGAAAAAAAGAUCGCAACGAUAGAGAAAUCUAAUAAGGAGGUAACACAAAAGAACGCCAAAUGGCAAAACAGAGCAUCAGAACUUCAAAGCACAGUGGAACGUCUACAGAAACUAUACGAUGAGAAAGCCGGUGGUCAGAAACAACGAGAAGUCAAGGAACUGGUAGAUAAUGCGAUGAAACCAAUUUACAUUGAUAUAGAACACGAGGGCACUGGUGAAUCAUCAGAGACUCUCUCAAAUGCUGGCACUCUUUCUCGCAAACGUUUUUUACAACCACCUCCUGUUCCUCCCAUAGUCCCACCACCGUCGAACAGUACUAAGGUCAUUAAUCCUAAAGUUAAUCUCCCGAUGCUAAACUGGAGCCCUAUUUACCAUCCUGGUAAUACGAUGUUUAAGAAACAUACAGAUGAACAGAUCCUUGAGGAGGUUAACUUUGAUGAGUUUGAAGCGGAGUUUCAAAUCGCUGAAUUAAGUAGCAUUUCAAAAGCUAAGAGAGACCAAGUCCUCAAGAGAAAUUCAGGAAAUAUAACAUUUGUGGAAACUGACAGAGCAAGGAAUCUACUUAUAACAAGAAGAAUCAUUGAGUUCCCACUUGAGAGAAUUGCGGAGUAUUUGGAUAAAUGUGACAUCCAAAAGAUUUCUGGCGAUUGUGCUGAACUGUUAUUGAAAUAUGUACCAACACAGGAAGAGCGUAAAGCUUUGGUGAGACAUAGUAAAGACUAUGCAAAGUUUGGUGAAGCAGAACUUUACAUUCAUGAAAUGAGCAAAAUUGAGAGGCUGGAGUCUAAACUGGGAGUAAUGGGAUUUAUGGGAAAGUUUGAGGAGCUGAUAACCACAGUAACAUCACAAAUUGAGGCAGUGACAGUAGGAUCUGCUUCUGUCUAUAAAAGUAGGAAACUUGUCAAAUUGUUUCAGAUUAUCCUUGCGUUUGGCAACUACAUGAACAGCAGUAAGAGGGGAUAUGCCAGCGGAUUCAAACUGGAUUCCUUGCCGAAAAACUGUCACAAAGAUAAUCAAACUAGAGACAGUUUACCAGUAGUGGCAUUGUCACGAAAACUACGGCCCAGUACUACACGACGUGUAAAAUUAUUGGGAGCUAACACACGACAACCGCUUGUGACAAAAGAAAGUCUUUUACAAGCCAUAUCCAACCUGAAGCAAACAAGAUCCCAGACUAUAAAUACAACAGAGCCAAUGCAUAUGCAGAUACCAAUGAAGAGAGCAAGCACAAUGGAGGAAGAGAGGCUUCUUGUCAUUGAAAAUGAAGAAGUAGAAAAGAAGAAUAGAAAGAAGAAAGCGAAGGAAGGAAAUAUGCUUGGUUUCGGUAAGACUUUAAACGUACUAGGCGAUGUUAAAUAUGUGAGGAAAGAGGCAGAAGACAAAGACGACAAAAAAGACACAAAUAAUAAGAAAGAAAAGAAAAAGAAGAAUGUGUUGAAAUCAUGGGGAAAAAUUGGAGUUGACGAAAAAGAACAAAUUAACAAAAAGAAGGGCAAAAAGAGUAACCUGUCUAGUUUUGGUAAAGCUUUAAACACAGUAAGAGACGUAAAAAAUGUGGACGACGUUUUAUUAGACGAUGAAGGAGGAAAAGAAGAUGAUGUAAAUGAAGAGGAACAAAAAGAAACAGAAGAGAAACACAAUCAACAGGGGAAACAUAGCUCAACAAAGCUCGAGAAAAAGAAGAAAAACAAAAAUAAGAAAAAGAACAAGAGAGAAGAGAACAAAAAGGAGAAGAAAAAAAGAAAGAUUAAAAAAAGGAGAAAGGCAGAGAGAGAGAAAGAUGCGGGGGAUGAAGAGGAAGAAACAGAUGAAGAUGAGGAGAUAGAAAGUGUCGAAAACACAGAUGGAGAGGAGCAAGAAAAAGAUAACAACGAAAAAGUUGAAGACAGUGAGGAAGAUGAUAAUAAGAAAGAAGACGAAGAGGAAGCUUUAAACGUAGUAAGAGACGUAAUAGAUGUGGUUCAUGUCGUACUAGGCGACAAUGCAGGGAAGAAGAAAAAGAGGAAGGUGAAGAGUGGGAAGACAAAGCAGAAAAUGAAGAGGAUAAGGAGGAGGACAAAGAGAAAGAAAGAGGAUGAAGAAGAGGAGGAAGACAAAGAGGACUAUGAUUACGAAAAUGAGGAGGAGGAAGAUGACGAAGACGAUGAAGAAGACACAGAAGAAGAUGAGGAGGAAGGCGAAGAGAAAGAAAAUACAAAAGAGGAUGCGGACGACAAAGAGGAGGAUGAGGAAGGCAUAGAGGAAGAUGAAGAUGAUGAGGAAAAAGAUGAAGACGAGGAAGCUGAAGAAAGCACAGAUGAAGAUAGUGACGAGACGGAGGAGGGCACAGAGGAAGAAAACACACAGCAAGAAGAGGACGAGAAAGAGGAGGAUGAGGAAGGCAUAGAGGAAGAUGAUGAGGAAAAAGAUGAUGAUGAUGUAGACGAAGAAGCUGAAGAAGACACAGAUAAAGAUAGUGACGAGACGGAGGAAGGCACAGAGGAAGAAAACACAGAGCAAGAAGAGGACGAGAAAGAGGAGGAUGAGGAAGUCAUAAAGGAAGAUGAUGAGGAAAAAGAUGAUGAUGAUGAUGAAGACGAAGAAGCUGAAGAAGACGGAGGUGAAGAUAGUGACGAGACGGAGGAAGGCACAGAGGAAGAAAACACAGAGCAAGAAGAGGACGACAAGGAGGAGGAUGAGAAAGGAAUGGAGGAAGAUGAAGAUGAUGAGGAAAAAGAUGAAGAUGAUGAAGACAAAGAAGCUGAAGAAGACACAGAUGAAGAUAGUGACGAGACGGAGGAAGGCACAGAGGAAGAAAACACAGAGCAAGAAGAGGACGAGAAAGAAGAGGAUGAGGAAGGCAUAGAGGAAGAUGAAGAUGAUGAGGAAAAAGAUGAUGAUGAUGAUGAAGACGAAGAAGCUGAAGAAGACGCAGAUGAAGAUAGUGACGAGACGGAGGAAGGCACAGAGGAAGAAAACACAGAGCAAGAAGAGGACGACAAGGAGGAGGAUGAGGAAGGCAUAGAGGAAGAUGAGGAAAAAGAUGAUGAUGAUGAAGACGAAGAAGUUGAAGAAGACGCAGAUGAAGAUAGUGACGAGAAGGAGGAAGGCACAGAGGAAGAAAACAUAGAGCAAGAAGAGGACAACAAAGAGGAGGAUGAGGAAGGCAUAGAGGAAGAUGAUGAUGAUGAUGAGGAAAAAGAGGAAGAUGAAGACAAAGAAGCUGACACAGAUGAAGAUGAUGACACAGAAAGCACAGAGGAAGAAAACACAGAACAAGGGAAGGACGACAAAGAGGAGGAGGAGGAGGAAGAAGAAGAAGAUGAUGAAGACGAACCAGCUCAAGAAGACACAUAUAAAGAUGAUGACGAGACGGAGGAAGGUACAGAGGAAGAAAACACAGAGCAAGAAGAGGAUGACAAAGAGGAGGAUGUGGAAGGCAUAGAGGAAGAUGAUAAGGAAAAAGAUGAAUAUGAUCAAGAGGAAGAAGCUGGAGAUGAAGACGAUAAAGAGGAAGGCACAGAGGAAGAAAACAUUGAGGAAGAGGAGGAAGACAAAGACCCGCAUGAGGAAUAUUUAGAUGAUGAAGAAAAACAAGAGGAGGAAGACAAAGAGGAAGAUGAUGAUGAAAAGGAUGAGAAAGAAGAUGACAGUGCGGAAGAGGAGAGGGAAGAUGAAGAAUACACUGGGGAGUUUGUAGAGGAAAAAGAUGAGGAAGACGGAUAUGAGGAAGGCAUAGGGGAAGAACAAAAGAGGGAAGAUGAAGAAUAUACAGAGGAACUUGAAGAGCUGAAAAAUGAAGGGGAUGAGGAUGACAGACAUGAGGAGGAAGACAUAGAGGAGCAAGAUGACGAGGAAAAGAAAGACAAUGAGGAACAUAAUGAAGAUGAGGAGGGCAUUGAAGACAAAGAGGAAUACGAGGAGGAAGAGGAGGAGAUAGACCAAGAUGAAAAUGACUGA
This is a messenger RNA of Owenia fusiformis, 5355 nucleotides long. Lineage: Eukaryota; Metazoa; Annelida; Polychaeta; Sabellida; Oweniidae. The record is from the annotation of a GenBank genome assembly.